AUGUCGACGCCACCAGAUAGCCCAACGAAGGGGUUGGCUUCAUCUCAAGCUACCGUGAAGCAUCUGAAGCAUCUCUUUGAUGUGCUUUCAAAGGUGCUGCCUGACCUUACCAACCGAGGACCUACAAACACUCAUGUCUUUCAAGAGCAUCACCAACCAGGCCCGGGCAUGGUUCAACUGAAGCAGUUGCUGGUGAAGCUAAUCGACGAUGGAUACUCUUCAUUUGGGCACUUCGUGGCAACUAAGCCCGCUCAGUUCUAUUUGGCCGACAAUCAACUGGGAGAGGACGCUCAGGCGAAAAAUGCUAGGUAG
Messenger RNA from Penicillium bovifimosum, 312 nucleotides. RefSeq lists its product as uncharacterized. The record is from RefSeq and is a predicted model, not a curated record. The transcript has a single exon. The coding region runs from base 1 to 312 and encodes 103 amino acids. NCBI's taxonomy places the organism in Eukaryota, Fungi, Ascomycota, Eurotiomycetes, Eurotiales, Aspergillaceae.